GUGUUAAGCAGGUGUACCCUGCCUCCAUGUUCCUAUUCGUGCUUGCCGUCGCCCCUCUCCUGGACUGGGUCAGGCAUAGGUGCUCCGCCUCCCUUGGCCUCCACCUCGCCAGCGCCGAUGAUUCUUGCUUUGGGGUGCUGAACGUGUUUUCCGAUUUGGGUGUGCUCCUCUCCGCGUUGAUGGAGUUGGCGCCCAUUGCGAAUCUGCAGCUCAACUUUGCAAAGUGCCAGCUCAUCCUGUGUUUUGCAAUGGGCGCCGUCCAUCUUACUGCUGUGUUGGAGACGUAUGGUGCGCCAUAUUCUGUGUUGAAGGUUGUUCAUUGGGCCGUGUAUCUCGGGUUUCCGAUCGGGCACCUCGCGGCCCCUGAAGCGUGGCCGGCUGCGAUUCCAGAAUUUAUCCCCCGUGCGCGCCAGACGCGACAACUCGGCCCAGGCAUUGCGCGGAGCGCUCGUGCAUUCCGCGCCAUGCGUGUCUCGAAACUGCUCUGCCGACCGCAGCUCUGUCCGCCAGAUGCCUGCCUCUCGCACCUGUUCCGCGAGAGCGGGAUGAAGCUCACCUCGGGGCCGCGGAACGCCAUCUCGUAUAACAUUGCCACUAAGUUGGAAGCGAUAGGCUUCCCGACCGAGUUCAUCGAUCUGAACGCUGUCUCUCGAGCCGCCGCGAUGCGCUAUUACAUCAAGUCCGGCGGCCUCCACGGUAUCUUGGAAGACCUCGACAGGGCCCGCGAGGACCUCGAACACCUUCUUGGGGUAUAUUAG
Messenger RNA from Prorocentrum cordatum, 758 nucleotides. The record is from the annotation of a GenBank genome assembly. NCBI's taxonomy places the organism in Eukaryota, Dinophyceae, Prorocentrales, Prorocentraceae.